UUCGCAAGAAGCAGACAUGUGUCGACGUUUCUUUGUGAGCAGUGACUAUAUUUAAAAACUCAAAAAGAUAUCUACAUAAGGAUUGUUGCGUUGCUUCCUUUGAUAAGAGUUCGAGGAUAUGACGAAAUACGAAUAAGAUAAAAAUUCAUAUAAUUGACAAGAACAGUUUUCGUACGAACACAUUUCAGUGUAAGAUGAUCAGUCGCUGCCUCUUAUUUUCUGCCUUUUUGGCUUUGGCAUUUGCUACUCAAGAAUACCUGCGUCCAUUAAAAGGGAUGCAAGGACUUUUAAUUACUUGUGACAAUGAGGAAAAACUGGGCCUCGUUCUUCAAUAUAAAGCAAAUAGGAAUUUUGAAUUUUUGUCGAUUUCUGAUCUUCGAUCGGAAAAUGUUCAGGUUCUAGUUACAGCAAAUGAAGUUUCUGACUUUAAAAAGUUACUUGAACUACAUGAAAUUAAAUAUAAAGUUUACAUAGAUGACUUCCAAAAAUUAGUUGACGAAGAAUCUAAGGCUCAAAAGCUUGCCCACAAAAGGAGUCGUCGAAGUUUUGGAGUAAAUGCACCAUACCAUUUUAAUCAUUUCCCACGACUUAAGACUAUAAACAGAUAUUUGAUAGAAACUUCUAAAAAAUACGAUGACGUAACACUGUUCAGUAUUGGUUCCUCUUUUGAAGGUCGUCAAAUGUACGGUGUGAAAAUUUCAAGUGGUGAAAAUGAGACAAAACCUGCUAUUUUAAUUGAUGCCGGUAUUCAUGCCCGGGAGUGGAUUGCUCCCACUACCGCACUUUUUGCAAUUUCCAGACUUGUAAAAAACGAAAGCAGGCAUAUUUAUGAAAAUCUGGAUUGGUAUAUUAUUCCGCAAAUUAAUCCUGAUGGUUACGAAUAUUCACGCACUAAAGAUCGCAUGUGGAGGAAGACUAGAUCACAUACUACAAAUCCAGGGUGCAGAGGCGUUGAUGCAAAUAGAAACUUUGGUUACAAGUGGAUGUUUUACGAACCGAAUAUUUAUACCAGAGUUUCUCCUAAUCCAUGUGAAAAUAUUUAUGCCGGAGAGAAGGCAUUUUCUGAAAUGGAAACUCAAAACUUACGUGACUUUUUCUUAUCAAAAAAUGGGACUAUCAAGGCUUAUGUGAGUCUACAUUCGACAAGUCAAAACACAAAGAGUAUACUCGCACCUUGGGCAUACACCAAAAAAUUGCUCACUAAUUCUUCAGCACAUAUAAAUCUAGCAGAAAAAGCUGCAAGAGCAGCUUCAAGUGUGCGUGGAACUAAUUACACUACUGGAUUUGCAAGUCAUAUUUACUAUGCUGCUCCUGGAGCAAGUAUGGAUUGGGCCAUUGGAGUUGGUGGAGCAAAUUUAUCAUAUACAAUUGAGUUACCAAGUCAUAAUUUCAUGACGAGUCCUGAAAACAUAAGUGUUAUUGGUCUUGAAAUAUUUAGAGCUUUAAAAAUUUUUGCAAAAUAUGUAGUCUCACCUGCGUCUUUAGCGGCAACUCAAGUGACAGCUGCACCUGGGGACGAAAUUGUUUUGAAGGAGGACGUGCUGAAAGCCAUCGGACCCUGUAUUAUUUCAGAAAAAAUAUUGUCAGAGCCCAUUCGAGAGCUAGAUGUAAGCUGUUGGAGUGACAUCUUGAAGCAAGGUCUCCCUAAAGAGGAUUUCGACAAAUUAGUAGCUAAAUAUUCACCUCCAUCAAACUGCUCGGACAUCGAACCUUCAAUAUUGAAUCCUGCAAUUAAAGAUUUAUUAAUUAAAAUAAAUCUUGAGUCGGUAAUUAGGAAGGACGGCAGAAUUUCGAAGAAGCAGCUCAAAUUGAAAGCGUCCCUGGCAGCUGUGGGGAAAGGUCUCAAUGAGCUUCUGAAAGCAUUAGAUGUUAAUGUGCCCUUAGUAGAGUCCUUCGGCGAUGUGGGGAGAUUGCUAGCUGAUCUUCACCACGAUGAGUCCAAUAUAAGGAACAGUUUGAUCUCAUCAAAUCUGAAUAUAAACGGAUACAUGUUAGUAAUGUCUCAAGCCAACGAAGAUGUAACAAUCUUCAGCAUUGGUCAAUCUUUCGUAGGUCGUGAAAUGUAUGGUGUAAAAAUUUCGAGUGGUGUGAAAUAUUGUGAAAAACUUGCGAUUUUAAUCGAAGCUGGAAUUCAUGCUCGUGAGUGGAUUUCUCCUGUGAGAGCACUUUUUACCAUUUUCGAACUUGUAAAAGAGAACAACAAAUAUCUUUACGAAAAUAUUGAUUGGUACAUAAUUCCCUCAAUGAAUCCAAAUAGGAAGAUCCACAGUGAUUUCAGCCUCUUUUCGUGGCUUAGUUCCCUCUUCGCAGUUAUGAAUGCACAAAGCAGAGCAUGCGCAGAUCUCUCCCUGUCGCAGAUCAGUUUGACAGGUCGUGGUUUUACCUGGGUCUGUGGAAAUGUGCCCAUUCUAAGUGCUCUUAAAUUUGUGGGGCGAGUGUCGGAAACAAUGCCAGUUAAGGUUUCAGAGAUUUCGUUGAGUUAUUGUGUGAUAAAAGCUAAAGCAGCUCGGAUAUUUCUCUCCACAUCCUGUGCAGUGACUGGUGCAGAUGCAGAUUCCGUCGUCGUGGGCGUGCGAGAACUUUGUUGUUUGCAACACCUUGAGAAUGCUCCGUUUUCUAGUUUGCCGUUUUUUUAUGCAAAAUUAGAUUACUUUUAUCGGAAAUUAUUAAAUUUUUUCAUCCUGAGAAAGCAUUUAAAUAAUAUUACUAAUUUUUUACAGUAUCAUUUGUGGCGAAAAACUAUGUCUAAUAGUACGAAUUCAGAGUGCUUUGGUACUGAUGGAAACAGGAAUUUUUACUCUAUGUGGAUGAAUGGAGGAGCUUCUAGUGAUCCUUGUAGUGAGGCAUUUGCCGGAAGCAAGCCCUUUUCGGAAAUAGAAAGUCGAAAUUUGCACGACUUCAUUUUAUCCCUAAAAGGAACAAUAAAAAUUUUUAUAAGUCUACAUUCCAACGGACAGCUUCUAGGGUUUCCCUGGGGAUACACUAAAGAAUUUCAUGUUAAUUAUACACUUCUCAAAUCCCUAGGAGAUAAGGCUGCAAGAGUACUUUCAGCUUUUCGUGGAACAACCCACGUUGUCGACAGCAUUGCUCGCAUGUUGUAUGAGGCUUCUGGAGAGAGUAUAGAUUGGGCAAUGACUCAUGGUGGUGCAGAUUUAUCAUAUGUGUUUGAAUUACCAGGAUAUUAUUUUCAAAUUCAUCCCCAAGAAAUAAAGCCUGUUGGUUUAGAAAUUUUUGAGGCUUUUAAAGUUUUCGGAAAAUAUCUAGAAGAGGCUUACAUUAAUUAAUAUUGAAAAUGAUUAGAAAGUAUUUCAUUGAUCAAUACAAAUUUUUAUCGUUAAAAAUAAAGAACUAUAUAGCUGA
Messenger RNA from Belonocnema kinseyi, 3360 nucleotides. RefSeq lists its product as uncharacterized. Gene Ontology annotation, molecular function: zinc ion binding; metallocarboxypeptidase activity. The record is from RefSeq and is a predicted model, not a curated record. The transcript is spliced from 18 exons. Bases 195 to 3284 code for a protein of 1029 amino acids. Lineage: Eukaryota; Metazoa; Arthropoda; Insecta; Hymenoptera; Cynipidae. Gene Ontology annotation, biological process: proteolysis.